AUGUUGAAGCGGAUUUCUGAUACAUGCUUUGAAGUGUCAGCUCAUCUUGCUGUUGAUGAUUUAUGGAAAUCAUUUGUUCACGAGUUGGGAGGUCUGUUAUGUGCUUCAUUGAAUUUUGUUGAUACAUCUACGAGUUCAAGCUCACCAAAAUAUUCGUUUCGUCCACAAUCGACCGUAACUUCACAGUCACAAGAAUUUAACAAUUCUAAUCUACGUUAUGCCGUGUUGCCUAGAGAAAUUGUUUGUACGGAAAAUUUAACACCAUGGAAAAAAUUUCUACCGUGCAAUACAAUGAAAGGUCUCAGCAGUCUGCUUGUCAAUUCACCAAAAUUAUAUGACAUUAAUUAUCAUUCAUUACGAAUGGAUUUCAGACAAAUAUGUGCAGAUAGUAAUUGUUUGUCAAGUCGGCUCGAAUUAUCUCUUGGCCUAGGUGUUGUUGUUGAUACGUUUGCUAAACCAGGACAAAAUGAAUGGAGUUUACGAUCAAUAUUUGGACAAAAUAUGAAUGGUGCUUGUCCAUUAAGUGAUAUCACCAAUGUUUAUAUCGAUCUAGAGUUAUCAAAGUUGUAUCAUAUGACAUUAAGUCCGUUAGCUGAUUAUACAAUCGAAUCAAAUGGUCGCACAUUAGUUGUUUAUGAUGUGAAUAAUAUGAAGCAAACAAGUCAUGGAACAUUUUCAUUGUCAUGUAAACACGACAGACCAAGUACAGAUUAUUGGCUGCUAGCGGAGAAUAAUAAAGAGAACAAUACUUUACCAUAUUUAUAUGUACAUCGUUAUACGACAGGAUACGGUGCUCGUAAUGGUGGUAUCAAAACUCAAAUUUAUAAUACACCUGAUACUACAACUACUCUAUUGUAUUUUGAACAAAUUCCUUGGUAUUUUAGAGUAUUUUUACAUACACUCAAGAUCAUUAUGGAGAAUGGUACUAAUAUUAAACCAGAUCGUUUAUCGUACAUACCAGGCAAAGAUCGUGAACGACCAUAUCAAAUUGAAAUGUUUAUAACAAUUCCUGCCGAUGUGCCUUCAGUUGAAAUAAGUUUUGAAUAUGAAAUGACAUUUUUAAAAUGGAACGAAUUUCCUCCCGAUCCAAAUCAUGGUUUUUACAUACCAGCAGCUGUCAUUUCAACGAUACUACCAAAAUUAGACAAACAACAACCAAUCCUAAGACAAUUACAAUCAUUUUCACUUAAUGAAAGUUUGUUACUAUCGAGUAAUACUGAAUCAUUUUCUUCAUCGUUAUUUGUUCGUAUAUAUUCAGAAAGUUUAUUAGUUAACUUACCUACUCCUGAUUUUAGUAUGCCAUUUAAUGUUAUUUGUUUGGGCUGUACAGCUGUUGCUCUAGCAUUCGGUGGAUUUCAUAAUCUAACAACAAAACAAUUUUCAUACGUUGAGAAAAAAGAGAAGAAAAACUUUCGACAAUAUUUGCAAUUACUAUGGGCAAAAUUUUUAGCAUUUAAACAAUAUCUAAAUGCGAAAACAAAUAGAAAUGCCCUUCGUCAAGAUCUGCAUAGACAACAUCAACAUGUCGAAUAA
Molecule: messenger RNA, 1533 nt
Organism: Didymodactylos carnosus
Lineage: Eukaryota; Metazoa; Rotifera; Eurotatoria; Philodinida; Philodinidae
Source: the annotation of a GenBank genome assembly